Talaromyces rugulosus is the source of this 1305-nucleotide messenger RNA. RefSeq lists its product as uncharacterized. Bases 1 to 1305 code for a protein of 434 amino acids. NCBI's taxonomy places the organism in Eukaryota, Fungi, Ascomycota, Eurotiomycetes, Eurotiales, Trichocomaceae. The record is from RefSeq and is a predicted model, not a curated record. Gene Ontology annotation, molecular function: protein binding. The transcript has a single exon.
AUGGCAAAACUCUUCCUCAACAUGUGUCCUGAUUCAGCACUAACUCCGACGACUUUCUCGGGGGCGGUGAAAGCAGGCCGUUUCUCUGCGGUCACGGUUUUCAAGUAUGGUGGCGCUGAUCUAGAAGCGUUGGAUACGAAUGGGCAUCCGCCUCUUUGGCAUACUACUGAUAGUCGUAUGAUCCAAUACCUGUCAUUUCUCGGAGCCAGCCCCAAUGCCGUCAGUGCUGAUGGGGAAACAGUUGUUGACCAUGCAUUCGAAAACAGCUGUUAUGACGCCGUAGACACCCUGGUUGACUGUGGUGCGGACUUUUUGCGAGUAAAAUUGAAAAACUGCAAAAAGUUACUUUGCAAUGACAUCUCUCAGAGAAAUUUUGGAUAUUUACAGAAAAUUGUUCUGCAACACAUAGAAAUUCUCCGCGAUAAAGAAGUUAUAGCGGGCUUGAGAAAGAUUUUCUCCAUAGGAAUCUGUGAUGAUGAAACAUUCGAGAAAAUACUCGGUCACUUACGAUGGUUCGGAGCUCAUUGUCAGUCAAACACAACAUCAUCAGUAAACUUGUUUGACAGGUCGCUGGUUUCUUUGAUACCAACAGAUGUAGGAAGCAGCGUGUUACUGAUUCGUCACCUAUUAGUGAAGGGUGCGAAUCCAAACGUCUAUAUUUCGGGGCAUGGAUCGGCAUUGGAAGCUGUAGCAAAAGGGCAAGACGAGGAAUGUGUCGAAUAUUUGAUUGAACAUGGUCUAGACCUUGACAAAUUCGACCACGCCUACCUCGAGAGAAUCCUACAGCUUGCGGUAACAUCUGGGAACUCGUCGGUAGUCCAAUUACUAGUUGAGAAGGGCGUUGACCCUGACUUCAAUCAGAAGCGCACUGAAUGCGGCUCAGGGGCAUUAAUUUGGGAAGCUGUAUCGAGAGGACACACUAAAAUAGUUCAGCUCCUGAUUCAUGGAGGCGCUGAUAUACACAUCAGACAGGACGGCUGGACGCUUCUGGGGUUCGCAGCAAACAAUGGAUUAUUGUGGGAAGUACACUACAUACUUGUUACAGGCGCAGAUCCCUUGGAAAAAUCAGGGCCAGAAGAGAAAACAGCUCUAGCGUGGGUCUUGUGCCCCUCUGGCGUGAUCAGCGAGUCCAGCUCCCGGGAAAGAAUUGCGUCUAUCCUGAUCCGCCGGUACACCGAAGAACAGUUGAAGUCCGAAGGCCCCCGGAUAUUCUCGUUAGCCGGGAAGAUGAAUUAUAGAAGGUUCCAAAAGCGAUUGGGCUACUUUGGAGUUCCUCUGCCUAAGAGCUGUCUCGAGCUGGACUGA